Momordica charantia (bitter melon) is the source of this 1943-nucleotide messenger RNA. Its product is annotated as alpha/beta-Hydrolases superfamily protein. Gene Ontology annotation, biological process: lipid metabolic process. The record is from RefSeq and is a predicted model, not a curated record. NCBI's taxonomy places the organism in Eukaryota, Viridiplantae, Streptophyta, Magnoliopsida, Cucurbitales, Cucurbitaceae.
AAGACGGUGGCAAUGGGCAAUGGGCAAUGGGCAAUGGGCAAAUGCCAAUAAUAAUAUUAUUAUUAUUGGGUUCGCAAUUACCUGCUUCGAGCUCACUGUAAGGUUCAGCGGUUCUGACUCGUGGCGCCGAAUCAUUGGAGAAAUGUGAUCUGCUGAGUCAGCCACCAUCAAACCCCGGAAGAACCCAAGAGGUCAAGUCCAAAGCGUGGAAAUGGCGGUGCUCUGUUUACACUUUUCUAUUGAAUUCAAAGACAACGAGAAGCUGACAGAUCCACCACCACCCCAGUUUCCCAAUUUUACCCCCACGCUUCUCUUCCACUGUAAAUUCUCUAUUUGACUUAGAUGAUCAAAGUUUAUGAAUCGGAAAUUCUGGAGAAUGGAAAUGAAGGUUCAGCGUCGGGGUGAGAUUGCGGAUAAAAGUCAGAGUCGCCAUGGCCAUCGCCRUCGGAGUAUCAGAAUGGCUGUGGGCCCUCAUCGUAAGCCGGUGGGGCCGCAUGUGGGCGAUUGGCCAUUUUCCCAUAUAACUACUUCAACCGCUUUCAACCUAACCUCAAGCGGGCUGAACAAUUUCGAAUCCUUCGUUCCGGGGUUGCUGACUCUCAAACGCUGCCUUCUCUUCCUUUUAUUCCGCUGACCUCUCAUUUUCUUCUCGCUUGCUUAUUUAUGGGUUCUCUGGAGUCGGAAACGCCGACUUCCGAGACUGUAGGCGAGAUGCCAAACAGAGGAUCAGUGGAAAAUGCGGAGAAAAGGGGAGAAGUAGAUUUGAACGGGACGACGAAUGGGCCGAAGAAGAAUCGGAUUCGUACGGCGUUGUUUUACCUACCCAGGAUCGGAUUCCGAUGUUUCAGAGUGCAACGCGACGAGAAGGGGAAUUUUGAUAUGGAGGUCGUUGAUGGUUCUGUGGAUCGUCGGAAGCCCACCCAUCUUCUCAUAAUGGUUAACGGUCUCGUUGGCAGUGCUGAAGAUUGGAAAUAUGCAGCGGCGCAGUUUUUGAAGGCGUAUCCUGAAGAUAUUGUUGUUCAUUGUAGUAAAUGUAAUCACUCAACAUUGACCUUUCAUGGUGUUGAUGUGAUGGGAGGAAGACUAGCAGAAGAGAUUGUGUCGGUUAUCGAACGGCAUCCAGAUGUUCAAAAGAUUUCCUUCCUAUGCCAUUCCUUAGGCGGCCUGAUAGCAAGGUAUGCCAUUGCAAAGCUUUACGAGCAAGAUGAACGAAAAGAAGAUGUCAAAGUAAAUGGAGAGUGUAGCAAUCAUGGGUGGUCGAGAGAUCAAAGCAGGAAAGAGGAAUUUAAAGGGAAAAUAGCAGGGCUUGAACCUGUUAAUUUUAUUACAUGUGCAACCCCACAUCUUGGUUCAAGAGGGCAUAAACAGGUCCCCAUGUGUUGUGGCUUUUAUGUCCUGGAAAAAGUAGCUGUUUGCACAUCACUUUUCUUUGGUAAGACUGGGAGACACUUAUUUUUACUUGACAAUAGAAAAUGCCCCCUUCUUCUUCAGAUGGCUGGCGAUCGCGAAGAUCUCAAAUUUUUAUCUGCUUUGCAGUCGUUUAGGCGUCGAGUUACCUACGCUAAUGUGCGUUAUGACAACGUCGUUGGAUGGAGUACAUCUUCGAUAAGGCGUCGCAAGGAGUUGCCAAAGCUCAAACAUUUAUCAGGAGAUAGCAAAUAUCCAUAUAUUGUUAACGUUGAGACAGCAAAACUUUCCAGUUCACAAUUAUAUGUUCCAUCAGAGGCCAAAGCCAAUGGACGCAAGAAAAUUCGUUUGGAAGAAAUGAUCAAAGGUUUAUCAAGUGUGGGCUGGGACCGGGUCGAUGUUGACUUCCAUGAAAGUAAACAAAGGCAUGCUGCACACCUUACCAUUCAGGUCAAUAGGUACAGUGUCAACUCUGAUGGGGUCAGUGUAAUCCAACAUAUGAUUGACAAUUUUCUCUUAUAGCAUGUGACAAAUUG